Molecule: messenger RNA, 3181 nt
Organism: Trachymyrmex septentrionalis
Lineage: Eukaryota; Metazoa; Arthropoda; Insecta; Hymenoptera; Formicidae
Gene: Ypel
Product: protein yippee-like 1
Exons: 6
Coding region: 749-1093 (114 amino acids)
Source: RefSeq, a predicted model, not a curated record
UCCGUAAACGGUAAGCGGCUUUGGGCGCAUGCGCGCGGGUCAUCGUAUGCGCGUUUUCGCCUGCGGACAGCGGACGAACCGAAAUAAAUCGAACGACGCCGAGUCGAUCAGCGGUACGGCGUAAACUGGCGUAAACGAUAAACGGCGUUCGCAGGACGUGCGCGUUUCGCGUUAGUGAUGAUCAAAACGGACCAUCGUCCUCGCCGUGAUCGCUCGUGGCACAGCACGCAGACGAAACAGCCGUGAUCCGUGAUCCGUGUUACGACUGUUACGAGUCGCGAGGCAGAGAGAAGAAGAUCGAGAACCCGCGUCGUCGUCGCGCUCCGCCGCAGCGGUCACGGAUGCAUAUGGAGGUAUCAUCGUUAAUGCAAUUUACAGAGGAGCACUAAGAAAUUCAUCGCGCAAUUCACGAGGUGCGAUCGAUAUGCUGUCGGCACGAAACGCGUGUAUUGCAGCGUGCUAUAACAGUGCUUCCCGAACCAAUGUCAAAUCGUUACUGUGUCCCCGAACCGGCGCUGUCUGAACCAGCUCAACAGCUGAUCGGAGCACGAAGCGGUGGUGAACGGGGCUACUAUCGCACCACCACCCCGCGUUUCGGAGAAAUUCAGUCUCGUGUCAUCUAGGUAAAAAAAAAUAAAGAAAAGUCUCGUAAUUCUCUUGGCGAAGAAAGAGAUCUAUAUUCUUCAUCUGACACGAGGAGAAUAGCAGCAAGGGCGAAGUGUGUUUUCGCUCGCUUGGACACGCCAUCAUGGUGAAAACUUUUCAAGCGUAUCUACCUUCCUGUCACCGCACUUACUCGUGCAUUCACUGCCGUGCUCAUCUCGCCAAUCACGACGAACUCAUCUCUAAGUCCUUCCAGGGCAGUCAAGGUCGUGCCUAUCUCUUUAAUUCUGUGGUGAACGUAGGUUGCGGCCCCGCGGAGGAGCGAGUUCUGUUAACUGGGUUGCACGCUGUCGCUGAUAUCUAUUGCGAGUGCUGCAAAACCACCUUAGGAUGGAAAUAUGAGCAUGCAUUUGAGUCAAGUCAGAAAUAUAAGGAAGGAAAAUUUAUAAUCGAACUUGCACAUAUGAUCAAGGAGAAUGGAUGGGAAUGAAAAGCAGAGGGAAAUAGAAGAGUUCCCUGUGCCUCUCAUCAAACUUUUCCUGAUGACGCCUACAACGUUGUUCUAAUUGCAAUGUACGGCCCCUCUCUAUUCGAACCACCAACGAAAGUCUGUGAUUUCAUUUGUGAUUUAUAAUCUUAGUAAUCUUCGUUUCGGACAAUUCAAACACAACAUCGGUUUGCUUCUGAUCAAAUCGAGCAAGCAAAGGUAUCGCGGCGAUCUGUAUUCGUCGGUGGACACAUCGCCAAGUAUUGUAAAGAAAUUAUUUUUCAAUGGAAGAAAAAAGUAGAGUAAGAUGACAAUGUCAAGUAACGGUGGAACAUGACGAUGAAGGUGCCAUGGUGGAAAUAGAAAAGCGAGAUUGCUCGGUACGAGCAGUGGGGUGCCCCCCCUCCCUAAUUUUGAUUCAUUAUCUUUGUAGACAUUGCGUGCAGUCGUGUGUCGACACUGAAUGUGUUAAAAAUUAAACGUGCGGGGCACCCCGACAAUCAGUUUUAUCUGUUUUACGCACCAGAACAGCGGAAGUGCCACAGACUUUGCUGGACUGAUUGCCUGCCUGCCGCGUCUGUCAUUGGAAUUUCACUGCCGAUAUUCCUAAUAUUAAUUAAGAAUGCUACGCCGUAUUUAGACGACGUAGUGGUAGUCCUAGUUUAGCAUACAUUAUAGAGUACUAAAGCCUAUAUUACAUAAUUAUAGGACUUUAUGGAUGUAGAAAAUAGGAAUGAAUAAGAAUAAUGGAGGCAAGAGGAGAGGAAGAAAGGAAAAGAGAAUUUGAGUGAAUGAAAGUGAGAGAGAGAGGGGAGGGGGUGAGGGAGAAGGAGGAUAUAAAAGAAAAAGUCUGGUUAAAUGUCACGUGUACAUGUUUGGUUUUAUGUUCAUCAUGCCUGCCAAACUGUCUGUUUGUUCAAUCUGCCAGUUGCCACUGUUAUUACAGUAGGAUCGUAUUGUAAUAUGUUUACGUUUUCAUCGGCUGAAAUAGAAUGUGGCGUGAUCGAAGUUUUUGUUGUAAAGUUUUGAAACUGCGCCUUCCUUGUGUGUACAUGUGCGUGCGCGCGCGCGUGUGUUGUGUAUGUGUGUGUGUGCACGCAAUAUAUCUAAAAUAUAAAAAAAGGAUGACUCGUUUUCUUGAAUAUCUCAAUAUCGUUCAUAAAUAUUUUAUAAGAUCCAACUGUAUUUACAGAUUGUUAGUAAUGACAGUCGCGAUCCUAUAAAAAGAUAAUUUCACUUAGGAUUGAACUUUAUCACCAAACUUUCGAUUACACAAAUUUGCAAUCGAAUAUUUAUAAUAAAGUUGUCGCUUCUUCUACUACGUUGAUACGUUUUUGUGCAAUGUAGUCUUUGCGUGAGAAAUUUUUCCUCGGAAUAUCAAUUAUAGAGGUUGUUUAUAUACGAUGUAUCAUUUGUGCUAUAUUCCUUGACAAGUUCUUCCGUUGCUAUCUUCUUGUUACGAUUAUUAAAAGAUAGUUAAAUAAAAUUCAUAAACGAGUGCGCUUAUUAGAAAAUCGGAGUUGCGUCUAUGCAUGAUGCUUAACGAUUGAACCGAUGAUUAAACAAAUUGUAUAAAUUGUUGUUUAAUGAUAUUGAUCGUUAAUUGUUUAAUUAACAGGAAGGUAGCUUUAUUGUGUUUAUUGCAUCAAGCGAUAAUCUGUUUAUAUUGUAUAAAGUAUUUUGAAUGAUAUCAGUGACCUUUGUUAGCACUGUUUUCCACUAGAAAAUUAUAUGUAGACAGAUCAUACGUUUAGCUUUCAAGUGCAUACAUAUGAAAGUGCAGUGUAUUUGUGCAGCGUAUGUAGAAAAAUGUUUGCCUAUCUAUCUGUUCGACAGAUUGACCGACUGAUCCCGAAUGAAUAAAUGAAUGAAUGAACGAAUAAAUGAAUGAUUGUGUCGGCCUAAUAUUCACGCUGUCACUCAAAGAGUACUUUUUAUAUUAAUGUGCCGAUAUCCUUAUCCGCACUCACCUUUUCGGAACCUUGUUAAAAUGUAUCUAUCAACACUAACUCUGUAGUAUUCAGCCUCCACAACUUCCACUAUCACAAGAUUUUGCUUUGUAAAACGUGUUCUUAAUAAAAGGAAAAAGAA